Ceratitis capitata (Mediterranean fruit fly) is the source of this 5363-nucleotide messenger RNA. RefSeq names its product mucin-5AC. The transcript has 9 exons. Lineage: Eukaryota; Metazoa; Arthropoda; Insecta; Diptera; Tephritidae. The coding region runs from base 322 to 5220 and encodes 1632 amino acids. The record is from RefSeq and is a predicted model, not a curated record.
ACGCGUUUUUGAACGGUUCAACGCUGGUGCGCUUAACGAAAAACACGGAUAAAAAAAUUGUGCGAAGAAUUAAUAAAAAGAAUUAAUGGAAAUUAAUAAAUAAAAUAUAUCUACUAAGUACAAUAACAAUUCGAAUGGCGUAACCAAAAGCUUUAAAAAAAAUCAAACAUAAUUAAAAAAAUAUAAAUUGAAUUACCUAAAACAGCAGGGAGAGAGCAAAUAAUAACAACUUAAACAACAAAGAACUGAACUGCAAGCACGAAAAAAAUAACAGUGUAUAGUGUACAAAACGACGCACAGGCGCGCACACACACACACACCAUGGGCAUACCAAAGUUUUGUGGCCACGGCGGCCAGCCGAUGUCGCUGCUAUUGUUGUUGCUGCUGACGUUAGCUGCACUGCUCACCGUUGGACAGUCACAAGAUACAUCGGGGUACUAUUUCGGCGCACCCAACACACAGACACGCUUUGUGCCAUCCGCUGCGUUCCAAACGAACCGGCAGCCCGCGCAGGCGGCCUAUUUGACAGCGUCACGCGGCGGCGGCGGCGGUGGCUCGGCGUUAACGACGGCCAAUGGUGCUUACACCCAACCGGGCUCAUAUCAGGAGCAGCUGUUGUUCAUCAGCAAUGACGGCAAGCAGCAGCAACAGCAGCAACAACAGGCACAAACGCAGUCCUCAGCGGUGGCGUAUUCACCGUUUGGUGCGCAAAUUUCGCAAACUCGCAAUCCCGACUACUACGACAUAUCACCACGUCCCUUUGGCGCACCCAGUUCGACGGGUCUGAGUACUGCCGCCAGCGGCUUCACACGCUCCAAAGCGAUACGUCCGAUUAGUGGCGGUUUUGUGCCAUCGCAACAAUCACCGGUACGCACCAACGUGCCGCAUCAGCAGACACAAUUUCUGGCGCAUUUCAAUGAACCGAGCUCUUCCUCCGCCAAUCGCCCAUCGGCAAACAGUUUAACUGGUUCUUUCCAGCGUCCCUUCGGUAGUAGUGGUUUUGUACCCAGUUCAGUACGCACACGCCCUAGUGCUGCGAAUUACAAUAGCGAUUCUUCUUCAAGCAAUUCAAACCAGUCGCCACUGUCGCAGACGCCAUUCAAAAAUACACGAAAUCGGUUCCAGCCAAGCAGUGCUAACACACCAGCUGCCUCACCCACCACCGAGCCAACAGCGUCGAGCACGAAACGUUAUAAUCGCUUCGGCGCAAAUCGCGCACAAAACGCUUUAAAGGCACAACAGCCAGCUACGCCGUAUAAUACGCCCGAAGCGUCUUCGCAACGUCCCACAUUCGGACGUGUCACAGGCAAUAAGUCGAGUAGUUUUCAGCCGAGGCGUCCGGUUUUCAUAAGUCGCGAGAUCAACGAACCCGUGAGUGUGGGCAAAGUACAGCGACCGUUCGCUGCUGGGCGUGUUAAAUUGCCUAUUAAGGAGAGUCUCUUCAAGCAAUCCACAACAGCUGCUGUGAAACCAACACCAGCUAUAACGACGACCACCAGCGAGAGUGAGGAAUAUUACGAAGAUGAGAGUGUUAAUCCUGUGGAGGAGAGUGCGCCGAAAGAGACAAGUCUGGAAAAAUUGGAGUUGCACGAAGCGGAGGAAACCACGGUCGCACCAGCUGAUGAAACCACAUCCUCCGCUGAGUAUGAGGAGACAACAGCAAUGCCAUCAGAACAGCCAGAAGACAAGUCAAGUUCAACCGUCGAGCAAGCGAGCGCUGAAAAGGCAAACGAUGGCUCAAGCCACGAUGGGCUCGAUGCCACAACAAGUCGCAGCUCAGAAUAUGAGUAUGAAUAUACGGAAGAAGAGGAGUCCACCGAGGCCACAGUAAAGGAAACCAAACCGAAUAGCACAACUGGCAACACAGUGACUGAUGCGGCUAUAAAUUCAAGCUCUAACAAAGCUGAAGAAUCAACUACCGAGCAAACGCAAACAAGCGCGAGUGACGAAGAAGUCGUAGAGUCGACUGCCGACACGCUCACACUAGCACCACACGAUACCACAACUGCUAUGCCCGCAAAUCAUAAGGUGACGGAGGAACAUAAAACGGAAGACAACGAAGAUAUCAACUAUGAGGGUAGCGCCGAAUACGAUGAAGACGAAUACGAAGAAGAGGAGGAGGAGGACGAAGAAUUCGAAGAGACGGAGGAUGCAAGCCAAGAACCCUCAAGCGAUACACAACAGAGCAGCUCACCGCAGAGUGAUAAGGAGACUAUUGAUCGCGAAGUCAUCUCUGUGGUUACCACAAAGAGCGUAGUGAAUGGUUCAACUGCAUUUCCAACGUCAGUUACAGAGCGCCCAACGACACUCUCCAGUGAAGAAGAAACCAUAUUCACUGAAAACAAAGUGCCGCCUGCCAAGAUUGAUGAAGAGAAAGCAACUGAGACCGAGGUGUUGGAAAAAGCUGCUGACAACUCUACAGCCAAUGAUGACGCCAUGAGUAAUACAACCGAGAGCUAUGUGGUAAUCGCUUCCAUACAAACGAGUCGUAGUAUAAACGGCGCACGCUUUUUGCCCUUCCCCGCCAUCGAACAAGAAGAGACCAAGCAAACGCUAUCCGAGUUGGAACGCAAGAUACACGCGCAGAAAGAAUCGACGAAGAAAAAUGCUAAAGACAGCGACGCAGAUGAACAUUUAGAGAGUAGUGAAGAGGUGAAGGCGCCUAUGACGGCGAAAUCCAGCACAAGUGUCGCAAUCUCCUCUACUGAAAGCAUUAUUGAUAAAUUGGAUCGCGUGCAGUCAGAGCUCUCUAGUGGGCUACUUUCCGGAAAGUAUCCAAUCAUUACGGAAAUGGACGUCUCCACGAAGGCGACGACAACUACCUCAGGUUCGAGACUUGUACCAAACAUACGUAAAUUCCAACCAAAGACCACGGCCGCCUCCAAGGUGAAAGUUCAUCACUUCGACGAGAGUGAAAUGGAUGAGUUAGCUGGUCUGUUGCCAGCUGGUUUCAAACCACGUCCGUCUUAUAAGAAUCGUAAGAUUACAACAACCACUACUACGACACCCGCGCCGCCAGUAGCAGUGCCUGAGGUGAAGAAACCAAUGCGUAACUCUACAAUUAGCCGCUCUUUUAAGAAUAACGCAGUCGCUGUGCAGGAUGUGAGCCUCGCUGGCCUCUUACCUAAAGGUUACAAGCCACCUUCCACUACGGAGGCCACUACCAAGGCAGAUAUCACAGAUCUCUUUAGUAAAAUUAAAUUCGACGAUAAUCUGGACAAGCUACUGCCGAGGGACUACAAAGAAAAGGCUACAACGACCGCCAAACCGGAGGUGACGCUGGUAGACGACAUCUCUAAAUUCCUGCCGCCGGGUUAUAAAUUACGCACAACCACCACGAAAAAGCCUGACACCGUCGUGCAAGACGAUAUCAGCAAACUACUGCCGCCCGGUUACAAACCACCCUCAAAAUCGGCCGAUGAAUCCGAUAAAUUGGCUGGUGGUAUUAUACCACUGAAGGCCGACGAUAUUUCCAAAUUCUUGCCACCUGGCUUUAAGCUCGAUGAGUCAAGUAAGAAGGACACACUGCCAGCGCCAGAGAGUAUUGAUAUCUCCCAGCUCUUGCCGAAAGACAACAAACCCACGGCAGCUAUAGAAAAACCGGCGCAAAAGAUCGAAGUAAAAACCGUUGAGAAUGCCAUGACAAUGCACACAAUUUCUUCAACGACAGAAGCCAGCACCGCGGACGAUGACAGCUCUAGCACCACAGCCGCUUCAGGCUACAAAGUGGUCUUCCCGAAGGGCAUACACAAGCGCCUUGGCGCACAACGUUUGACGACGCCACGCACCACCGGCGACAGCGUAACCGAGGUGGGUAACUCACCGGCUGUGAUCAUCAAGAAGGGGCCCCCUACGCGUGCAACUACCGAGUUCACCGGCUGGCCCACACCUUCCACCACUCCCAUCUCAAUCGAAAAGCUUUUGGAGCAGAGCAGAACAGUGAGCAUCAACUUUGAGGAUCUACUUUCGUCGAGCAGCACAAGUACUACAACGACAACAACCACAACCACGACGACCACCACCCCACGCCCCACAAAACCCGGUCACUGUACCGCGGACUGCGAUCUGGCGGCAACAAUAAAGAUUGUAGACGGCGUCGCAUGGAAGCCGGAACUGUUAGAUCACAAUACGGUCGAGUGGAAGAAUCUAGCGCACGAGCUGGAGGCGGAGCUGAACGAAGUCUACUCCAAGGCACCACAGCUGUCGCGUUGGUACAAAAAGGUGCGCAUUGACAGCUUCAGCAAAGGCAGUGUUUUGGUCGAUUACUACGUCGAACUAGCAAACAUUACCGAUGACGUAAAUACUUUGGAGAUCCGCAAACUUUUCCAUGAUGCUUUAACACAUCCACCACCCGAGAUGAUUUUGCCUCACAAACCGGAGACGGAGAAUGAGACUGACAACGAGGAUGAUGAGGCAGAACGCAACAGCAACGGCCAAUAUCGUGAAGGCAAGGAAGAGAAGCUAAUCAAAGAGACAUUCCUGAUGGGCAAAUACGUUAUCGAUCCCGCGGCAACGGACUUUAGUGUUAUACCCAAAUCACUCUCCCCAAUGGUUGAGUUCGCCGAAGAAGAUCUACUCAUACCUCAAUGGGCAAUUGUAAUAAUAGUGAUUGGCGUCGGUUCAUUGAUCUUCGUUGUCAUAUUCGGUGUAACUGUGCUACUCAAUCGUCAAAAACGUUCAAAGAAAGCACCCUUACCACUGUCGAACGAUAUGUUGAACGAACUGAAAAUCAAUCAUAUGGGCGGUGCGGAUAAUUAUGGCGUCGAUGAUUUUUACAAUAUAGACGACGCUUGGAAUGAUACUAAACAACCGAUUAAACCGAAGCGUUUUACCAACUCCCUCCACGGCAGCAACGGCUCCAACAUUUACGACAGUUGGCGUUCCACACGUCACGCCGGUGAUUAUUUCUACGACUCACAGACUAAUUACUCACAAAAGGGUGAUUCAUUACAACGUAAUGCACAUAGCCAACAUCCACAUCAGCAGCAGCAUCAUCAUCAUCACCAUCACCAACAACAGCAACAACCACACAGGGAACAUCUUAGAGAGCAACAACAACAACAGCAUACAUUGUCACAACAUCAGCAUCCAUAUCAUCAAUAUUCGGAUGCUUUUGCGGAUGCGCAUCCAAUGUAUACCUACAACAACAAUAGCAGUGGUAAUAGUAAUCAUGCGAGUCGAGCGUCUCGCUAUCAACGAGACUAUGAUCCAGACUUUUGAGUGAUAUUCUCGUAAGAAGCAGCGGUACGUAGGCGAAAGGUGGCUGACAAAGAGUGGAAAAAACAAUACAAAAUGAGAAAAAGGUGUGGGCGAGAAUUAUUAAAAAAAAAAAGAGUGGAGAAGAAUUGAAGAGUAGGGAAAAG